AUGGCCACCGCCGACCCCCCAACCCGCCUCCGCCAAACCUUCGAAAACCUCGCCUUCUCCGCCCACGGCGACACCUGGUCCUCCUUCUACAAAGAGGGCUUCUACCCAUGGGACCGCGACGGCCCCUCCAUCGCCCUAGCAGACCUCCUCUCCCAGCGAACCGACCUCGUCCCCCCCUCGCAAGACCACGACCAGCGCGGCAACCUCAUCCGCGACCCCAGCGGCGCAGUAUCCCACAGAACCGCCCUCGUCCCCGGCUGCGGACGCGGCCAUGACGUCCUCCUCCUCAGCUCAUUCGGCUACGACGUCGUCGGUCUAGAUUUCAGCCCCGACGCAAUCCGCAUGGCCGAGGAGAAUGCCCAGCAGCAGGGCCAGUUCAAGUCUGUCAAUGGCCUGGAACAAGGUACGAUCAAGUGGGUUUCAGGCGAUUUCUUCUCAGACGAUGUUCUCGCUGGACUGGGAACCAAUGGCUCCGGCACAUUUGACUUGAUAUACGACUAUACGUUUCUAUGUGCUCUCCCGCCCGAGGCGCGGCCCAAGUGGGCAAAACGCAUGUCGCAGCUGCUUCACCCGUCUGGCCGACUCAUCUGUUUGGAAUUUCCGUCGGUGAAGCCCCUUUCUGAGCGUGGCCCGCCGUGGGGUCUCUGUCCAGAGAUUUAUGAGGCGCUGCUGAGUGCGCCGGGGGAGGACGUUUCGUAUAAUGAGGACGGGAGCCUGGUUGAGAAGACGGCGGCGAAACCGGAUGCGAAUGCGUUGCAUAGGCUGUGUAUUAUUAAGCCGACGAGGACGCAUCGUGCUGGGACGAGUGAGGAUGGGACGGUGAAUGACUUUAUAUCUGUGUGGACGACGUGA
Molecule: messenger RNA, 852 nt
Organism: Pochonia chlamydosporia 170
Lineage: Eukaryota; Fungi; Ascomycota; Sordariomycetes; Hypocreales; Clavicipitaceae
Product: thiopurine S-methyltransferase
Exons: 2
Coding region: 1-852 (283 amino acids)
Molecular function (GO): S-adenosylmethionine-dependent methyltransferase activity
Source: RefSeq, a predicted model, not a curated record